UGUGGGAGGGUCAGCACAUGCCCUGCUCAGGUAAAACUUGCCUCUGAGGCUCCAGUCCGUUGCAGCCUGUUGUCAUUUUUGCAGUUAACUUUUGGAAGCAUUCUUUUGACGACAACCAUGCCGAAAAGCUCGGAACCGCGCUCUUAUUUGGUUCUGGAGAACUACAUUGGGGGAAAGUUUGUGUCCUGUGGAAAUCACAUCGACUCCUAUGACCCUUCCACCGGUGAGGUUUACUGCAAAGUACCAGACAGCGGCAAAGAAGAGGUAGAUGCGGCCGUGGCAGCGGCUAAAGAAGCCUUCCCUCAUUGGUCAGCUCGUAGUCCACAGCAGCGAGGAGACGUCCUCAACAAGCUCGCCGAUCUAAUCGAAGCCAACAUGGAGGAUCUCGUUCAAGCCGAGUCAAAGGACCAAGGUAAAACUGUGACAUUUGCUCGGACUGUGGACAUACCCAGGUCUGCGUACAACUUUCGCUUCUUUGCAUCGUCUGUGCUCCACCACACCACCGACUGCAGCCAGAUGGACCACAUGGGCUGCCUGAACUACACCAUACGCUGCCCAGUUGGAGUUGCUGGCCUGAUCAGUCCCUGGAACCUCCCUCUGUACCUCCUGACGUGGAAAAUUGCACCGGCAAUCGCCACGGGCAACACGGUGGUGGCCAAACCGAGCGAGAUGACCUCUGUGACCGCGUGGAUGAUGUGCAAGCUGUUGGAGGAAGCUGGCGUCCCUCCAGGUGUGGUCAACGUCGUGUUUGGCACCGGUCAGAGAGCAGGAGACGCCCUUGUUGGGCACCCAGAUGUCCCGCUGAUCUCCUUCACCGGCUCCACUGCAACUGCUCAACGCAUCACAGAGCGGAGCGCCCCCUACUGUAAAAAGAUCUCCCUGGAGUUGGGGGGCAAAAAUCCAGCCAUUAUUUUCGCUGACGCAGACCUGGAGCAGUGCGUCGAGACAACCAUUCGCUCCAGCUUCUCCAAUCAGGGAGAAAUUUGCUUGUGCACUAGUAGAAUUUAUGUAGAGAGGAGCAUUUACUCUGAAUUUCUGGAGAAAUUUGUAGCUGCAGCUAGGAAGUGGAAGACCGGCGCUCCAUCUGACCCAAGCAACAACAACGGAGCUCUCAUCAGCAAAGAGCACCUAGAGAAGGUUCGGAGCUUUGUGGCACUUGCCAAAUCAGAAGGAGCCGUAAUCCACUGUGGCGAAGGAGUCAAUCACCUAGACCUUCCCAAAGUCAACAAGUCCGGCUACUUUAUGCCUCCUACGGUCAUCUCUGGCAUCCCUGACAGCUCCCGGGUCAUGCAGGAGGAGAUCUUCGGCCCCGUCACUUGCGUUUGCCCCUUUGACACAGAGGAUGAGGCUGUUGCCAGGGGAAACGGGGUCCGCUAUGGCCUGUCAGCCACUGUGUGGUCCAGGGAUGUGGGAAGAGUUCACCGUUUGGCCCAGAGGCUUCAAGCUGGGUUAGUGUGGACCAACUGCUGGUUGGUGAGAGAUCUGAAUCUGCCAUUUGGAGGAAUGAAACACUCCGGUGUGGGCAGGGAGGGAGGGAAAGAUUCCUAUCACUUCUUCACAGAGGUGAAAAGCAUUACCAUCAAACACUAAGUAAGAAUACAUGGGGUGUUUGCAUAAGAUGUGGUUUGUAGAAACAGGGAGAUAUUUUAUUCUUUUUCUUUGUGUAGAUCAGCUUUUGUGAGCUUCUUUUCUAGAACCUUCAAUCCGAUCAAAUCAGUUGAAGAUUGAGGUCUUAUGUUGAAACUACAGAAAUGUACACUGUAACAUGUUAAUGUCUAAUGAAAAGAAAA
Molecule: messenger RNA, 1790 nt
Organism: Poecilia reticulata (guppy)
Lineage: Eukaryota; Metazoa; Chordata; Actinopteri; Cyprinodontiformes; Poeciliidae
Gene: aldh8a1
Product: aldehyde dehydrogenase 8 family, member A1
Biological process (GO): retinoic acid metabolic process
Molecular function (GO): retinal dehydrogenase (NAD+) activity
Source: RefSeq, a predicted model, not a curated record